Phlebotomus argentipes is the source of this 1652-nucleotide messenger RNA. RefSeq names its product maternal protein exuperantia (gene exu). Lineage: Eukaryota; Metazoa; Arthropoda; Insecta; Diptera; Psychodidae. Gene Ontology annotation, biological process: bicoid mRNA localization. Bases 141 to 1496 code for a protein of 451 amino acids. Gene Ontology annotation, molecular function: protein homodimerization activity; RNA binding. The transcript has 4 exons. The record is from RefSeq and is a predicted model, not a curated record.
GGAAAAACCGUAAUUCUUUCACUUUCCAGUGUGAGUUAGCAGAGGAAGUUUCUGGAGAUUUAUCCCCGUCAUCGUUGCCCAGUGCAGCUAGAGAAAACUACCAUCAUCUCUUUGUGGAUACCAGCUUGAUAUCAGAGAAAAUGCCAGGACUUGAGGCCACACCAGCUGCUCUUCCUUCUUCCCUUCCGGAAGGGAAUUACACGAUCAUCGGCGUGGACAUCGACACGACGGGGCGGCGCCUCAUCGACGAGAUCGUCCACUUGGCCGCGUACACGCCAGAGCAGGAGUUCUCGCAGUACGUGAUGCCGUACAUGAACCUCAAUCCGGCGGCCAGGCAGCGCCACCAGGUGCGCGUGAUCACCAUCGGCUUCUUCCGCAUGCUGAAGUGCAUGCAGACGUACAGGGUGAUGAAGACCACGCCCGAGUACGCGGCCAUGGUGCGCUUCAUGCAGUGGCUGGAGGAGCAGAAGGACGCCCGGGCGGAGUGCGAGGGGCUGAUCUUGUUGUACCACGAGCAGAGGAAUUUCGUGCCCUACAUGAUCCUCGAGGCCGUCAAGAAAUACGACAUGAUGGAGAGGUUCGAGCGCAGCGUGAAGGGCUUCGCCAACAUGUACAGUCUGGCGGAGAAGGAGUGCGGCGCCACGCUGAAGUACUUCACGCUCAGGGAGCUGUCCAAGGUGAUCCUGAACUCGCAAGAGGACGACAAGAACGAGUUCGAGGGCAGCGCGAAGGUGCGUGCGAAGCUCACGUACGAAGUGGCGCGCGUGCUGGCCAACAAGAGGGAUCAGGUCAAGGUGGAGUCCCAGGAGGGCGACGCGCCGCAGGAGAUCGGCCUGACCGAGAGGACGGAGGCGGAGAAGAGCGCCGUGUUUCACAGCGUGAUCUUGGGCAUGAGCACGAGUGUGGCGGAUAAUGUGCAGGAGCUGAGCGGACAGCAGACGAUCCUGGACAGGCAGAACUCGCUCAGGUCCAUCUUCAUCAACUACUUCAAGACCACGCUGUACCACCGCGUGAAGGGCGUGACGUACCGACGCGUCCUGGCGGAGCAGGGCUACGACAUGGACAAGCUGCAGGACAUCUGGACGCGCGAGAAGCGCGACGGUGUGCAGGCGGCCGUGGAGAAGCUGGAGGAGCUCAAGGAGGAGGACAAGACGGAGCUCACGGAACUCCUCGACUGCCACUUCGAUCCCGACAAGCAGCCCAUCAAGCCGGCAACGAAGAAGCCCAACAAGCGCCGCUUCCAGACGCGCCGCACUCGCAGAAUGUCUCCAGCGCGUUCGAUGCCGCGGCGAAGGAAGAGCAACGGGCACAACGGCGGUCAGCAGCACGGCCAGAAUGGUCUUGAGCAUCACCAGAACAAUCGAGGCAACAACCGCGGCGGGAAUCACAGCCGUGGAACGCCGCAGAAGCAGCGAAUGCAGCAGGACUUCAGCCACGCGGCGCUCGCGGACAGCGUGGCGAUGAAUCAUCACCACGUGGGCCAGAUGGCUUCCUAAGUUGUCCUUCUCGCUGUGUUGCUGUGGACGAAACACUCCCGGACGAACAGAGGAAACGACGCGGAAGAGCGACAAUGCGCAAUGAUAAAGGAUUUUGAUAUCGUGAAGGGAAAAUUCUAGUGUCGAUGAAUUGAUAUUAAUAAUGCGAGUGAUGAA